This is a messenger RNA of Formica exsecta, 1331 nucleotides long. RefSeq names its product myosin-9-like. Gene Ontology annotation, cellular component: cilium. The transcript has 7 exons. Bases 2 to 1252 code for a protein of 416 amino acids. The record is from RefSeq and is a predicted model, not a curated record. Gene Ontology annotation, biological process: cilium movement; outer dynein arm assembly. NCBI's taxonomy places the organism in Eukaryota, Metazoa, Arthropoda, Insecta, Hymenoptera, Formicidae.
UAUGAUUAUAAUAUUUCUCUUGUUCUCAGAGGGCCAAAGAAAAGCUAAUUUUGAAGAAUAUGAUGCAAAGAAACGUGAGAAUGCUCAAAAGAUCGUUGAUCUUAAGAAAGAGAUCAAAGAGCUUUAUGUGAAAUAUGCGGGAGCGAAAACUAAUAAAGAAGCGAUGAAACGGGCGGCUCUGCUGAGUCAUGAUUUUAUAGCUUGUUCGAAAAAACGCAAUUUGGAGGAGAUUAUUGCUACAGCAAGUGAGAAUAAUAUACGUCUAAGAAAAAAACUAGAUUUAAUUAAAUAUGAAAGAGAGAAGCAAGAACAGACUUUAAAUGUUUUACAAACAGAACGCAAGGAAUUGGCGCGUAGACGCGGUCAUUGCGUGUUCAAGAGGAAGACUGAAAAACCUAUGAAAAGGAAAAUCGAGGGUUUGGAAGUUCGGUUGGAGCAUAUCCGAAUGAUGCAAAUUAAAGCGAAUAUCUCGCGCAUGAAAUAUCGUUCCGUUUCCUCCAAGUUAAAAGAGAAAUCUGUCUUUUACGCCUCUUCUUUGAAAGAUCUAGAAGACGGCAUAAGACAACAAGAGAACGAGAUCAAACGCUUACAGGGAGUAAAGGAAGAAGCUAUAGAAUUGAGAGAUAACACUCAAGAAACCCUGGUGAAGGAGGAAAUCGAGGAGACGAAUUCCAGCAAAAAACGCGAUUUCGUCAUCAAAGAAUACAGACAGCGCGUGUCGGAGCGAAAAAUGGAAUUGGAGAGGCUGGAGCGCAUGAUAUUUCAUACUCGUCCGCGGGAUGAUUUCGAAACACGCGGGAAAAAUCGGAUACAGGCACAAGAAGACAUUAUCAAGGACGAACUGGCGCGGCUGGAGGAAACGUUCGCCAAACUGCGGAAUGCUACCGGAGUGUCCAGGUCAGAGGAAGUUCUGAACCGGUUUCUGGGUCAGCAGGCGACCAAGGAGAGUCUACAGAAAAUGCGAGCGGCGACGGAACAAGAGAAGAUGAUGCUUGAAAAGAAAAGGCAGGAGCUCAGCGCCGAGAUAGAAACGAGAAAAUUUUCGGAAACGAAAAGCACCGAACAAAACGCAGAGAUAGUGGCAAAACUCAACUCACAAAUUGACGAACAACAAUGUCGUAAAGAGAGAGCCGAGAUUGCAAGUCGGCGAGUCCGGGAGGUUCUAAAUGACGUAUCUAGUACGCUGUAUAAACUGUACGAAAAGUUUCAGGUGAGAAAUAUCAAUUAUAAAUCUAUGGAAGACAAAGUCUAAAAUUGCCUGAUGGUUUAAAAUGGAUUCUGUGCUUAGAAAAGAAUAAAUCCACGAUUUACAAUUCACAAAACGUAUAUUU